Molecule: messenger RNA, 1686 nt
Organism: Melopsittacus undulatus (budgerigar)
Lineage: Eukaryota; Metazoa; Chordata; Aves; Psittaciformes; Psittaculidae
Gene: GLMP
Product: glycosylated lysosomal membrane protein
Exons: 6
Coding region: 45-1214 (389 amino acids)
Cellular component (GO): lysosome
Source: RefSeq, a predicted model, not a curated record
GGGAGCGGUGGUUGCGCGGUCACGUGAGCGGCUCCGCUCGCAACAUGGCGGCGGCCGUGGUGGUGCUGCUGCUGCUGCCGGUGGUGGCGGGGACCGGAGGGAGGCGGGUGUCCCUGCAGUACAACCCCGGCUGGAACGGCUCCUCGGUGAACGUGCUCCACGUUCGGGCCGUGGGCGCCGCGGACACCCUGCACUACGUGUGGAGCAGCAUCGGCGGCCCCGCAGUGCUGCUGCUGGCGACCCGGAGCAGCACCAGUGCCCUGGGCAUCGACUGGGACCGGCUCCUGUCGCCUGCCCCGGCCGGUGCCGUCUGGAUCGAGCCCCCCGGCAGCGUCACCCACGCGGCUGCCGUUGUGUUCACCAAGGUGUUCGAGUACAGUGAGACUGGAGCCCAGAAGGAGUUUUUCUACCCCACAUAUGACCUGUCUGACUUCUCCUGGGCCAGCAUCAAUCACACCCUGAACCACACAGCUCUGACAGCCGAGUUCUCCGGGGUCCCUGCCGCUGAUCCUAGUGGCAGCUUCUCCAACGGCAGCCUGGCCUUCCGGGUCACAGCCUACGAGGCCGGUGGGCGCGAUGAGGUCCUGCCCAGCCUCCUUCACACUGCAAACAGCUCCAAGGUGGAGUUCAUCCUGGCCGGGGUGGCCCCGCGGGGCAAUGGCUCCCGCUUCGUGCUGGAGGUGGCAGCGGUGGAGGAGCCGGGGCUGGCACCGGCGCUGCGGGUGCUGCGCUCCAUUGAUGAUGAGUACACCCCGACCGUGUUCGAGGUGCUGUCCCUGGCAGCCCAGGCCUGGAACGAGAGCUCUGCACGGAGCUUCCUGCAGUGGAAGGCGACAGCCUAUGGCUCCCGGUGGCCGCGGCGCGAGGACGGGAUCCGCUGCCGCUCCCAGGGGCUGCGAGCAGCCAACUGGAGCCUGCCCCUGUCCAGCCUCGUCCGUGCCUACUUUGGGGACGGGGCUGGCAGCAGCUACAGCAUCAGCGCCCUCAACAUCUCCUUUGGGGGAGAGGAGGGGAAGGUUUAUGAGGAGAAGCGAUACCUGAGCUGGUCGGCGCUGUUGGGCUUCGGGCAGCCCCCCCAGGACACCUUCUCCCCCCUCGUCAUCUCCAUCAUGGCUGUGGCGCUGGGUACCCCAGUGCUGCUGCUGCUGCUGGGCGGCUGCGUCCUCCUCUGCACCCGAAGGCAGCGCUACUCUGAGUAUGAGCCCAUCAACUGAGCCCAGGGACCCCCACGGCCACCCUGGGCCCUCUCCUUCAUCCCAUGGCUUGGAGCGGAUCCGGUGCCCAUUGCAGUUCCCUGCAUCCUGGCUCCCUCUGUCCCAUUCCUCCUCCUGCUCCAGUCCUCAUCCUGUUGCUCCCCAUCUGCUCCUGCUCCAUCCAGCCAAGGGAAGGGACUCAGGGGGAGCUGGUUCCCAAGUGGUAAACCCAGUGGGGCCAGGUUUGCAGCCCAUGGUGUUGUGCUGGCCCUGGGAGGGCUCAAGCAGUGGCUUCAGCUUGGUUGGGUCCUGCUGUGGCUGCUGCUGCCUGGGCUCGGAGCCGGGAUCCGGAUGCAGGAGGCCAUGGACAAGGUGCUCUGUGGCUGCACAGAGGGGGGGCAGAGGCCCCUGAGGGAUGUGCUGGGGCUUGGGCUCCAGCAUGGGCUUGGCUUUGACCAAAUAAAGUGGGUUUUUGUUGUUUCCUGUCCCUCCA